Yarrowia lipolytica CLIB122 is the source of this 1779-nucleotide messenger RNA. RefSeq lists its product as uncharacterized. Gene Ontology annotation, molecular function: 6-phosphofructo-2-kinase activity; fructose-2,6-bisphosphate 2-phosphatase activity; ATP binding. The record is from RefSeq and is a predicted model, not a curated record. NCBI's taxonomy places the organism in Eukaryota, Fungi, Ascomycota, Dipodascomycetes, Dipodascales. Gene Ontology annotation, cellular component: cytosol. Gene Ontology annotation, biological process: fructose 2,6-bisphosphate metabolic process; fructose metabolic process.
AUGAGCGCCGUUUCCAGCGACGAGGAAAGCGUCUUUGUGCGCGCCCCCAUCCUCGGACCCCAGACCCACAAGCAGCGCAAGCGAUCUUCUGUUCACAUGGACGCCAUUCAUGAGCCCCUCGACCCCACCCAGAUUUCCCCGGCCCAGCUCUAUCUGACCGAAAGUGGCCACCUGUUCCACGCAGGCAAGGUGGCCAUUGUGCUGGUGGGCUUGCCCGCCCGAGGUAAGACCCAUCUGGCCGUGUCGCUGACCCGAUACCUGCGAUGGCUGGGAGUCAAGACCCACGCCUUCCACCUGGGAGACUACCGACGAGCCCAGUUCCCCGAUCACGAGACCCAGACCGGCAAGGCCGACGCCGAGUCGCUGCCGUCCGACUACUUUGAUCUCAACCCGUCAGAAAAAACCAAAAAGCUGCGGUCCCAGAUCGUCGACGCCUGUCUGGCCGACAUGGACGUUUUUUUCGACAAACACAAUGGACAGGUGGCCAUCUACGACGCAGUCAACCCAACAUACCAGAUCCGGCAGGACCUAGUCGAUAAGCUGACUACUCGAUCCGAGCGCCAGGUGCUGUUUGUCGAAUCGUACUGCACAGACGACUCUCUGGUGGCUCGAAACAUUCGAGGAGUCAAAAUCUCGUCUCCCGACUACCAGGGAUGGUCCUACGAGGAGGCCGUCAAGCACUAUCUCAAGCGAAUCGAGCUCAGAAUCCCCUACUACCAGUCCAUGAACCGAGAAAAGGAGGCCCAUCUGUCCUACGUCAAGCUCAUCAACGUGUCGGAAAAGAUGAUUCUCAACAACACGGCGCAUCUGGGAUAUCUGGUCAACCGGAUCGUCUUUUUCCUCAUGAACGCGCGAAUCAAGACUGGGAACGUCUACUUUGCCCGUGCUGGGGAGCCUGUGGUGGACCCCAAAAACUACAAGAUGGCCAUGGACCUGCCCUUGUCGGAAGAGGGCAAGCAAUACGCCGAAACUUUGUGCCAGAUUGUUCUCAACCACAUUAGCGACUACAAACUGCACCAGCAACAGAAGGAGGAGUCUGCCGCCAACGACCCUGACUCCCGGCGUAUCGGACAGGACAUUGACGCUAAACUGGCCACCCAGCCAAACCCUCACAGAAACACCGCCACCACGUCUCGCCAUGGCUCGCGACGAGGCUCGAAGCACGGCUCACGAGCAGCCUCGGGAACCACCUCGCCCGCUUUUGCAUCAUCGUCUUCUGUCGUGUCCAUGAACAACCUGCUGUCCGACUCCCCCACGGGCUCCACCACCAGCAGCACCAGCAAGAUGUUAGUCCCGUCGGCCGUGUCAACCUCAAAGAUGACCAACCUGGUUGUCUGGACGUCUGUGCGGGCUCGAACCGUCGAGACAGCCGCCCCUUUUUCUUCCAGAGGGAUCCCCUUCUUGGAGAGAGGCCAGCUGACCCAGCUCAAUCCCGGAGUGUGCGAGAAUAUGACCGAGGAGGAAAUCAAGGAGAAGUACCCCGAGGAGUGGGACAAGCACCAGAAGGAUCCCUACCAUCACCGGUUCCCUCGAUCCGAGUCGUACCACGAUCUGGCUGUGCGUCUGGAGCCUCUGAUUCUCGAGAUGGAGCGAAUCCCCGGCGAUAUUGUCAUUGUGGCCCACGAGUCCGUGCUGCGGGUUUUGUACGGUUACCUCAUGGCGUGCACGGUGCAGGACAUUCCCACGCUGUCGUUCCCCCGGAACGAAAUUGUGUGUAUCAUCCCCAACGCCUACCACAACCAAGUAGAACGGAUCCCUGUUCCCGGUGUGGAGGCCUAA